This is a messenger RNA of Megachile rotundata (alfalfa leafcutting bee), 1511 nucleotides long. RefSeq names its product DNA repair protein complementing XP-A cells homolog Xpac (gene Xpac). Gene Ontology annotation, molecular function: damaged DNA binding. NCBI's taxonomy places the organism in Eukaryota, Metazoa, Arthropoda, Insecta, Hymenoptera, Megachilidae. Gene Ontology annotation, biological process: base-excision repair; nucleotide-excision repair, DNA damage recognition; UV-damage excision repair. The record is from RefSeq and is a predicted model, not a curated record. Gene Ontology annotation, cellular component: nucleotide-excision repair factor 1 complex.
UCGUUCACUGUUUGAAUUGAAUGAUUAUUUUAAAAAAUUUGUAAAAAAUUCGAUAAUAUGAGCAGUAACGUUAGUUGUAGUAAAUCUAUCGUUGAUCACUUCUUCAGACUAUCUGGAAGACAUUUUCCAUCUCACUGUAAGUGCGAAAAACCUAAAAAGGCGUUACGAAAUUGUAUUGUAUGUGCAAAGAACAAUGUAAGAAGAAGAUCACGCUAUGAGUGUGAAGAGUGUGACGUGGGCCUAUGUGUUGUACCCUGUUUUAAAAUAUAUCAUACUCAAUUGUAUUAUUAAUUAUUAAAGUAAAUUAUCAAAGCUAAGGUAUAUGUAUCAUAUCUUUAGAAAGAAUGACAAUUUAAUACUCAAAAACUUCAUUCCAAUGUAAUCGAAUAGAGAACAGUAUUGUCUAUUAUAAAAUAAUAGUGCUGUAUCGGUUGCGCGCAAUUCGCGUCGAACUCUGACGAACAGAGAAACAACCCCGCGUAAAGUCGUUCCUAAGAGGUUAACGAUAUACAGGAAAUGUCUACUGCAAUGGAAAUGCUUGAUUCUUGUGAAAACAAUGAUUUGGUAGAUAGUAGUCAACAUUUUAAAGAACGUGCAGAACGAAAUCGUCAAAAAGCAUUGCUUUUAAAGAAAUCUAAAGUUCUGACUCAUCCUUAUGCAACAAGUGAAAAUGGAGAAUCAAUAAAAGGUAGAUCAUUAAAAGUCCAAGGACAACGUGUUAUAGAUAGUGGUGGUGGCUUUCUCAUAGAAGAAAAUGAUGAUCUAGAAGAACAAUUGUUAAAAAUAACAACUGAUCCUGCUCCUAUCAUUGUUGAUUCACCUCAUUGUGAUGAAUGUCAAGAGGAAUUUAAAGAUUCUUAUCUUUUGAAAACGUUUGAUCUUCCAGUAUGUGAUAAGUGCAGAGAUUCAAGUGGGAAACAUUCUUUAAUUACAAAAACAGAAGCAAAACAAGAGUAUUUAUUAAAAGACUGUGAUCUUGAUAAAAGAGAACCUCCAUUGAAAUGCAUCACUAGAAAAAAUCCUCAUAAUUCAAAUUGGGGUGAAAUGAAAUUGUAUUUACACCUCCAAAUAGAACAAAGAGCUCUGGAGGUAUGGGGAUCUGAAGAAAAUUUAUUGAAAGAAAAAGAAUCUCGUGAUAUUAAAAGAGAAGGAACUAAAAUUAAGAAAUUUAAUAAAAAGAUUAAACAGUUACGAAUGCAAGUGAGAAGUUCACUGUAUGAUAAAACAACAAAAGCAUCCCAUACACACAAUUUUGGGGAAGAUACCUAUAAUGAAGAUGAUGAUACAUAUACACACACUUGCAUUUCUUGUGGUUAUGAAGAAACGUAUGAAAAAAUGUAAUAAGCUUAAUUUAGAUAUUUAUUAGACUGUGUUUUACCAUUGUAUGUCUUUCCUGGUGUAUUCGAAUUUUUCCACCAUUUGCCAAAUGUAUACAAAAAGUACAAGAAUCUGGGAAACUUUUAGUUUUCGUAUUAAUUUAUUUUUAUAUAUUUUUUGUUACUGAAAUGUUU